Molecule: messenger RNA, 1384 nt
Organism: Umbelopsis ramanniana AG
Lineage: Eukaryota; Fungi; Mucoromycota; Umbelopsidomycetes; Umbelopsidales; Umbelopsidaceae
Exons: 1
Coding region: 7-1239 (410 amino acids)
Molecular function (GO): FMN binding; oxidoreductase activity
Source: RefSeq, a predicted model, not a curated record
UUCUCAAUGGAUAUAGCUUUCUCACCUCUAACACUGCCCAAUGGCGCAACACUGCCUAAUCGUAUAGCUAAGGCUGCAAUGGAAGAGAACAUGGCAGAUGCAGAUCAAACUCCCUCUCAACAACUUCUUCAACUUUAUAAAGGCUGGUCUCAAGGAGGAGCUGGGCUAUUACUUUCAGGCAACGUUAUGGUUGAUUGCCACGCCAUGACCGGGCCUGGAGGUGUGGCAUUAGAAGACGACAAACAUCUUGCAAAAUUCGAGGAAUGGGCAAAGGUUGGCCAGACAGCUGGAAACCAUUUCUGGUUGCAAAUCAACCACCCAGGAAGACAAAUCCGUACAGAGCUCGGUCAGCCUGCUUUAGCACCCUCUGCUGUUCCUCUCGACCUUGGAAACCUCAGCAAGCUAUUUGCUCCUCCCCAAGAAAUGACUGAAGUCCAAAUUGAGGAUGUUAUCAAUCGAUUUGUUACUACCAGCAAGCUAGCAGAGCGAGCUGGUUUCAGUGGAGUACAAAUCCAUGCUGCACAUGGCUAUCUACUUUGUCAAUUCCUUUCACCGCUAAGCAAUUUGCGACAAGAUCAGUGGGGAGGUAGUUUGGAGAACCGGUCAAGAAUCCUCUUCGAAAUUGUCAAACGAGUUCGAGCUGCUGUAUCGCCCAAAUUUUGUGUGGCAGUAAAGCUGAACUCUGCAGAUUUUCAGAAGGGCGGUUUCGACCAAGAAGAUGCAUCUUGGGUGGUUUCUAAGCUGAACAACAUGCAGGUCGAUCUUAUUGAGCUCUCUGGAGGAAGCUACGAGUCUCCAGUCAUGCAAGGAGAACCUGCAAAAGGAUCGACACUGGCAAGAGAAGCAUACUUCCUAGAGUUUGCGGCCGACAUUGUCAAGGUAACUAAUAUACCGAUUAUGCUCACUGGUGGAAUUCGGCGACGUCAGGUUCUCGAGCAAGUUAUGAAUAGCGGCGUAGCGGUGGCAGGUAUAGCCACUGCACUGGCUUUACAACCAGACCUUCCGAAUGCCCUUAAGCGAGGAGAAGACCCCAAUCCUCAGCUAGCUGCUGUCAAGUGGUGGAAUAAGACAUUGGCUGCACUGGCACGCAUGAUGGUGAUCAAAUAUCAACUGAACCGACAGAGUCAAGGUUUGAAACCCAAGUUGUCUGUGUGGCCAUCUUGGGCACUCCUUCUCGGUUUAUGGUCUGGAAACAACCGAGCCAAAUUAUACAGAAAGCAGAUGGAAAUGAAAGAAUAAAUACGCGAUAAAUUAGAAGCUUCCGUCAUUCUGAUAUGUAGAUUCGAUAUGAAACAAAAUUUGUUACUAACUAUUUAACGUAUACAACUUGAUAGCGAAUGAAUGAAUAAAACAUGAUUUCCGGCCAUAACAAAAUUAGAGCAGU